Peromyscus leucopus (white-footed mouse) is the source of this 3821-nucleotide messenger RNA. It is a transcript of the gene Trim67, whose product is annotated as tripartite motif containing 67. NCBI's taxonomy places the organism in Eukaryota, Metazoa, Chordata, Mammalia, Rodentia, Cricetidae. Gene Ontology annotation, molecular function: protein binding; zinc ion binding. The transcript is spliced from 10 exons. The record is from RefSeq and is a predicted model, not a curated record. Bases 844 to 3153 code for a protein of 769 amino acids.
UACAACUCCUGGGCGCUCGGCGCGGCGGGCGCGGGAGGCGGCGGGGCCGGGAGGGGAUUCCCGAGCCAGCGGGCGCUCGCUCCCCGCCCGCCGCUGCAGCGUGGUGCGGCCAAGGUCAGGGGCGCCGCAGGAAUCGGAGCUGGCGAGACGAGUCGGGGACGCGGGUCAGUACCGGCCUGCGAAGAGGCAGCUCCGGGAGCGGCGGCCGGGGAGCGGGACGGCGACGACCUCCGGGCCCGAGGACGCCGAGGCGGCCGCGGGAGCGCAGCAGCCUGGCUGGCCGUGCGCACCGGGAGUCGGCGCUGACUCCUUCUCCUCCCGCUCGCGGGCGCUGUCCGCCGUCUGGUGGUGCUGAACCAGUCCUGGCCCAGCCGCUCGCGCUUCUGCCAAGAGCUGGGUAGGGGCGGGGCGCUCGGAGAAGACUCCGGGCAACGACGAUGCGGAGCCCAGCUCAGUAGCCUCGCUGGCUGACAGCAGCGGGACACUGAUCCUGCACGGAGGGGAGGCACGAGGUAUCCGGACGGCGCCGCUGCUGCUGAUUCAUCACCCGGACAACCUCAGAGGCCACCUCGAGGGCUACCCGCCACCUUCAGACGGCCGCCUCUGGUGCGGGAGCCUCGCCUGCAGGAGGUGAGGACCCCUCCCUUCUCUGGCGACCAAGCUUCUUAGGGCGGUGGCCUGAGGACAGAGAGGGGCGUGCCCCCCGCGGGUGAAGACAGCAUGCCCGUGUAAUGCCCCCGCCUCCCGUCUCAGCAGCGCUGACCUCGCCCGCCCGGCUGCGCUUGUCUUCGGAGCCUGACCAUUCUUCGCUGGUCCGGAGCGGCUCGGGCCGCGGGCGCGGCGAUGGAGGAGGAGCUGAAAUGCCCUGUGUGCGGUUCCCUGUUCCGGGAGCCCAUCAUCUUGCCCUGCUCGCACAAUGUCUGCCUGCCAUGCGCCCGCACCAUCGCGGUUCAGACCCCGGACGGCGAGCAGCACCUGCCCCCACCGCUCCUGCUUUCGCGGGGUGCCGCCGCCGCCGCCGCGCCCCCUCCGGAUCAGGACGCUGCGGCCGGCGCGACCUGCGGAGGCGCUGGAGCUAGCACAGCUGGAGGCCUGGGCGGCGGGGCGGCCGGAGGCGGAGACCACGCGGACAAGCUGAGCUUGUACAGCGAGACUGACAGCGGUUACGGCUCCUACACCCCCAGCCUCAAGUCCCCCAACGGAGUCCGCGUGCUGCCCAUGGUGCCUGCGCCCCCGGGCUCUUCUGCCGCCGCGGCCCGGGGCGCUGCCUGCUCCUCACUCUGCUCGUCCUCCAGCUCCAUCACCUGCCCGCAGUGCCACCGCAGCGCCUCCCUGGAUCACCGCGGCCUGCGAGGCUUCCAGCGCAACCGGCUGCUGGAGGGCAUAGUGCAGCGGUACCAGCAGAGCCGUGGGGUUGCUGCGGGGGCGUCUGCAGCCCCAGCGGUGGCCAUCUGCCAGCUGUGCGACCGCACCCCACCGGAGCCGGCAGCCACUCUUUGCGAGCAAUGCGACGUGCUCUAUUGCGCCACCUGCCAGCUCAAAUGCCACCCGUCCCGGGGCCCUUUCGCUAAGCAUCGGCUAGUUCAGCCCCCGCCGCCGCCCGCGCCCCCAGAGGCUACCCCUGCUUCAGCCGGCACAUCCACCGCCCCCAGCGCAGGAGGAUGCAGGAGCCCAGGGGGUGCCGGAGCCAGCGCGCCACGAAAGUUCCCCACAUGCCCCGAGCACGAAAUGGAGAACUACAGCAUGUACUGCGUGAGCUGUCGGAGCCCGGUGUGCUACCUGUGCCUGGAGGAAGGCAGACACGGCAAACACGAGGUGAAGCCGCUCGGGGCAACGUGGAAGCAGCACAAGGCCCAGCUGUCUCAGGCCCUAAAUGGGGUUUCAGAUAAGGCCAAAGAGGCGAAGGAGUUUCUGGUUCAGCUCAAGAACAUACUGCAGCAGAUCCAGGAAAAUGGAUUGGACUAUGAAGCUUGCCUGGUGGCACAGUGUGAUGCCCUGGUGGACGCACUGACCCGGCAGAAAGCCAAGUUGCUCACCAAGGUGACCAAAGAGAGGGAGCACAAGCUGAAGAUGGUUUGGGACCAGAUCAAUCACUGCACGCUGAAGCUGCGUCAGUCCACAGGCCUGAUGGAAUACUGCCUGGAGGUGAUCAAGGAGGAUGACCCCUCUGGCUUCCUGCAGAUCUCAGAUGCCCUGAUCAAGCGCGUGCAGGUGUCUCAGGAGCAGUGGGUCAAAGGGGCCCUGGAGCCCAAAGUGUCUGCGGAAUUUGACCUGACUCUGGACAGCGAGCCGCUGCUGCAAGCCAUCCACCAGCUGGAUUUCGUCCAGAUGAAAUUACCACCUGUACCCUUGCUGCAGCUGGAGAAGUGCUGCACCCGCAAUAACAGUGUCACCCUGGCCUGGAGGACACCACCCUUCACCCACAGCCCCGCUGACGGCUACAUCCUGGAGCUGGACGAUGGUGAUGGGGGGCAGUUCCGGGAAGUGUAUGUUGGCAAGGAGACCCUGUGCACCAUCGACGGGCUUCACUUUAACAGCACAUACAAUGCCAGAGUCAAAGCCUUCAACUCCUCUGGCGUCGGGCCCUACAGCAAGACUGUGGUCCUGCAGACAUCCGAUGUGGCCUGGUUCACUUUUGACCCCAACUCUGGCCACCGGGACAUCAUCUUGUCCAAUGACAACCAGACGGCCACCUGCAGCAGCUAUGAUGACCGGGUGGUGCUAGGCACAGCUGCAUUCUCCAAAGGUGUGCACUACUGGGAGCUACAUGUGGACCGGUAUGACAACCACCCAGACCCUGCCUUCGGGGUGGCCAGGGCCAGCGUAGUCAAGGACAUGAUGCUGGGCAAGGACGACAAGGCCUGGGCCAUGUACGUGGACAACAACCGCAGCUGGUUUAUGCACUGUAACUCCCACACCAACAGGACUGAAGGCGGUGUGUGCAAGGGGGCCACUGUGGGCGUGCUGCUGGACCUGAACAAGCACACACUGACGUUCUUCAUCAAUGGGCAGCAACAGGGCCCCACAGCCUUCAGCCAUGUGGAUGGGGUCUUCAUGCCUGCUCUCAGCCUCAACCGAAAUGUGCAGGUCACCCUGCACACAGGACUGGAGGUGCCAACAAAUCUAGGACGGCCAAAGCUGUCCGGCAACUAGCCUGGUGGCCCCUGCGGCUGCCUGUCUGCCUGGUUGUGGUGGCGGCCCUCAGAGGACAAGGGCACAGCAGGACGUCCUGGGCCCCAGCAGCCAGUCCAUGUCUGAAGAUGCUCUUUUGGGGGAAAUGGAAAAUGAAUGGGCGGUGAGCCACAUGGCCAUACUGUGGCUGCCGCGGUCAGGAGUGGCCUUUCACCUCUACGCCACAGAGCUUAGGGUUCCCAGUGCUCCGGAAGGCUUUGGUUUCAGGCUUCUGUUUUCUGACACCUUUUGAAAAGUUUGAUUUCCCCUUAAAUUUUUUUUUCCUGGAGGGAGAGUGGAAGGCUAACUUGGAGACUGGUAUCCCAAGACCAGUCAGCGCUGUGACGUCACUCCAUGCCUGCUUGUAACCCGUUGCUAGGACCCUGCUCCUUCUGGAGUCCCAAGCUGGCAACUUGUCACCUCUGCUGGAAGAAGCUGACCUUGAGCCUUUGGGAUCUGUAGUCUUCAAUACACUGCAAACAAAUUCAGGACUAAUGGAACAUUAAUCAUUAAUGAACUACUAGAACCUUCAGAAGGGCUUCCUUACCGCCUUUAUUAUUAACCAUGUGCUAUCAAUACCCCCCCACACACACACACACAUACACAGUGUGUGUGUGUAACAAUCAGGUGUUUUUUGUUUAUUUUUUUGU